This is a messenger RNA of Durusdinium trenchii, 2228 nucleotides long. The record is from the annotation of a GenBank genome assembly. NCBI's taxonomy places the organism in Eukaryota, Dinophyceae, Suessiales, Symbiodiniaceae.
CGACUUUUUCCCAAAGAAGUGUUUUGGAACACCGCGGGCCGCACUAUCCAUGGCUCAAUGUCCAACUCUUCCUCCAAUGAUGUGCCUAGCUCACGCGCCCUUGAAGAGUUCUUCCGCUUCAUGCAGUGCCAGCUUCGCAUGGAAGCUGAGGGUUGUCUCCAAGAGGAUUUGGAGCUCCCAGAGCGUGAGGCAAACUUCUGGCAGACCUUCCGCACCUGGGUUCAACCCAACCUUGGCAAGAAGGAGAAAUGGAUGCCAUUCCAUACUGUGCUUGGAUCACACGAGCUCUUCAUUGUGCAGAAUAUUCACCACAACAAAGAUCUCCCCUGGAAUGAGAAGCGCAGGUUUUUGGCAAUGUUUGUGUUUCGAGCCCAUUGCCGGAGCAACGUCUUCCGGGAGGCUCAGUUGCCCCUCAUGCUGGAGGAGGACUUUUGGAGGGACCCUGUUGCGCAAUUCGCGGAUGAUGGGCCGGCCACGCAGUGCAUGCUUGUGUACCGGCGAAAAAGCCGACAACCCUUGCAGACUUCGGCAUUCUUGGCAAUCCCAGAGCGGCUCUGCCAGGACGACGACGAAAAUUUGGCACGGAAUGUGGCGAUGCGGACGCGGACGCUCUUGGAGGUGGCAGAGAAAGUGUGGCCUAUUGUCCACAAUGCGAAGCUCCCGAGCCUGGAGAAGUUUGAGGAGAUUUCGAAAACCAUCCAAGCUGGCAGACGCUUGGGGGAAACAUGGUCAAAGAUGCUGAUGGUGAGUAUUGACAUCGCCUACCCUCACUUGCAGCUCUUGGCGAGUACAUGCGAUGUCGGAGUGGGAGCACUCAAAGCUUUACAGAGGCUCUUCCCGAGCAAUAGCAUGGAUGACCCUCGCGAUGUUCUGGGAAAUGCUACCCGGGCUGCGAAUAGCUCUCAGGCAUCUGCCGCACAAAGCUUCUGGCGGCUGCUUGCCAAGGUGGAGAGCCUGGCACAAAAGCGCUUCGCUCAAUUACCUUUAGUCUUGGAGCAGGUCUCCACCAGACCAGGGCAACUCAGCGCAGUGACCAUGCAGGUCCAGUUGUGCGAAUGGCGACAGUUCUUGGAUUUCCUGGCCAAGGCUGGAACUCCUGAUGGUCUGGAUGAGGAGGCUACCGAGGAGGUGUCUGGACCAGCAAAAAAGGCCAGACGCAUCACUGGAAAACGGCGUGCGGAUGAUAUAGGAGUAGCUCCAGAAGCGGAGCACGAGGAUCUUCCAGAUGCCGACUCCGAAGACGAGAUGCCCUUGUCCAACAUUUGCAUGCCCCGCAUGCACCGUGUGACGCAGGUCCCUCAGGUGAAGAGCAAUGGAGUCCAAGUUGUUUGCCAGCACGAAUCUCCAGAGGGGGCCUAUGCGAACGCAGCUCGAGAAGCUUUGGGCCAAUAUCGUGCCAAAGUAGCAUCAGCCCGAAACGCGGUGAAGGCGCACGAAGCGCAAGUGCAACGCAGCAAAGCUGACUGCGAAGAGGCAACAAGCCAGGCCAUGACAGCGCUCCGGCGAAGCAGUCUGGCUGAGGAGGCCGUUAGGUCGGCAGAGAUUGAGACUAUGCAAUUGGAAUACCUCCUUCAAGCCUCCCACACCAAGACUGGUGUCACCCAGGACCUCUAUCAGAAGCUGGAUGAUGCAGGGGCGAAGCUUUCAGAAGGACAGUUUGAGGUGUUUGCCGGCUUGCCAUCCUUGGCAAAGGAAUCUUCUUUGCUUCCGCGAUUGUCCACCGCAGCUCAGAGCAGGAUGGCCCACAUUGAGAGCUUGAUGCAAGAGCUGGAAAACGAUGCGAGGGCUGAGGAGAUGGCAAGAGAGCCGUAUGUGGAUCAACAUGCUGAACUCGUCAGCCGUAGCAGCACAGCCUUGCAGGAGAGGGCAGCAGCUCGAGAGGCCGUGCUCGCCACACGAGAGGCACUACGUUUGGCCCAGCAACGGUGCCAGGAGGCCUUGCAGCAGCUGAACCAGCAGCGUUUGGCAUUACAACUGGCAGAAGCGGAGGUGCUCUCCUUGGAACAGCUGCUGUAACGCCAGACUGCAGCAGACCUGACUUCGACUGCGUGAGAAACCCGUGAUUGUGGUUGUUUGAUCCAGGAAAGGUGUCGGGCCAACACCAAUCAUCCAAUCAUCACUGAAGAAGUCUGAAGGCGUGUGGCAUCACCUAAAGAAGGGCAACCUCGAUGCGUUCGCUUGACACAUUCCAAGGGUUUAGAGGGAUGAUGGACAUGACAUAACAUCAC